AUGGCAAACCGCUCCCACGCCGAGACGGCGAGUCCUACCCUCUUCUUCCUCUCCGUCUACGACGACGGUCGUCCUCUGGCUCGUCGACCUCGUCCUCUGGAAAUGUCCAACUCCCGCCGCUCUCCUCCCGCUCCUCACCAGCGCCCUCGGCACGCCAUCUCGAUAUUUGCCCUUCGGAACAGGCUACUUGUCCUCCAGGGCAUCCAGUUCGCCGCCCUGCGCCCGCAUCUCGCCGAGAACAGCAUGAUUCUCAGCGCAACCAUGUUGCUGCUGUGGCGAAGAAAUGAGCACCACCACGGCGCGUUACAACCGCACAGGGAAUACUCGGCAGAAUGA
Molecule: messenger RNA, 336 nt
Organism: Metarhizium acridum CQMa 102
Lineage: Eukaryota; Fungi; Ascomycota; Sordariomycetes; Hypocreales; Clavicipitaceae
Source: RefSeq, a predicted model, not a curated record